Molecule: messenger RNA, 324 nt
Organism: Didymodactylos carnosus
Lineage: Eukaryota; Metazoa; Rotifera; Eurotatoria; Philodinida; Philodinidae
Source: the annotation of a GenBank genome assembly
AUGACAUUGCUACAUACUCGGAUUCGAAGAGCAGUGAUAAGAGUUCAACAGACUUUGAAGAAGACAAAACUCAUUUUAUCUUCUCUUGUAAAACUAAUCUCGGAAACAGCUAAAUUGGGCUUUACGCCAGAAGUUACUAUUAAUGAAGUGAAUGUACGCGAUGUUCCCGGCAUUCCAUGCAGAAAAGAAUAUACUGAUAUCCCGUCAGAUAAAUCCGUCGGUUUUUCAGCAAAAAAAGCAUCACUUGUCAACACGUCGUUUGAUUCACUGGAUGCCAGAAAUGCUCAUGCAGCAUUCAGUGAAGCGCCGCCGUCUCUGACUUAA